GCAGACCUUGGCCAUACAUUGGUUGUUGAGUCGUUCAAGAAGAAAGAAAUAAGGAAGUCUUUGAAGGCAAAUCACAGAUUGCGGUCUAACUAAAGUGAGAUGACGAAGGGUACGUCCAGCUUUGGAAAGCGGCACAACAAAACCCACACGUUGUGCCGCCGUUGUGGUAGAUCGUCCUACCACAUCCAGAAACACACCUGUUCGCGAUGUGGCUAUCCAGCAGCCAAAAUCCGGUCUUAUAACUGGUCGGAGAAAGCGAAGCGCAGGAAGACCACCGGUACUGGCCGCAUGCGUUAUCUGAAGGUUGUGCGUCGCCGCUUCCGCAACGGUUUCCGUGAGGGCCAGGUGGCCAAACCACGCAAAGCAGCCGUAUAAUUUCCCGGCAACUUUACUGGGCUGUAA
Messenger RNA from Anopheles nili, 402 nucleotides. RefSeq names its product probable 60S ribosomal protein L37-A. The record is from RefSeq and is a predicted model, not a curated record. Gene Ontology annotation, biological process: translation. NCBI's taxonomy places the organism in Eukaryota, Metazoa, Arthropoda, Insecta, Diptera, Culicidae. Gene Ontology annotation, molecular function: RNA binding; structural constituent of ribosome. The transcript is spliced from 3 exons. Gene Ontology annotation, cellular component: ribosome; cytosolic large ribosomal subunit.